Messenger RNA from Trichomonas vaginalis G3, 1161 nucleotides. RefSeq lists its product as uncharacterized. Gene Ontology annotation, molecular function: protein binding. Lineage: Eukaryota; Parabasalia; Trichomonadida; Trichomonadidae. The coding region runs from base 1 to 1161 and encodes 386 amino acids. The record is from RefSeq and is a predicted model, not a curated record. The transcript has a single exon.
AUGCAAGGUCUUUCUGAAGCGUAUCAGGAGAACUGCAAGGCUGCAUCAAUCCCACCAAAUGAGGAGUUCUUAAAUGAACUUCAAGAAUUAGAAAACAACAGCCAGGCAACUCUCGAUUUUCGCUUAGAUGGCGGAAUCACUUACCAAAAACUCGAAGACAGAGACUUUUCUGUCAUCAUUGAUACACUUAAGAAAGGUGGUUGCAUCCAUAGUAUUAAAGUUCCACACAAUAACUUAACAGAUCUUAUCCUUCCUGGAAUCGCUCAAUUAAUCAGCCAUUCCGACUCAAUUACAGAAAUAGAUCUUUCGUCAAAUCAAUUUACAGCUGAUGGCAUCAAGCUUCUUAGUGAAUCUAUUAGCCAAAGCCAAAGUUUGACACAUUUAUCUUUUGCUUAUAAUGAUAUUGGUGAUGAAGGCUGUUUACUCAUCAUCAAUGCCCUCAGAGUUAAUAGAACAAUCACAAACAUUAACCUUUCUAACACAGGAAUGACUCAUAACGCUUUAACAAUUCUUGGCUCAAUUAUCGGCCAAAUCAACCGUCUUAAAGUUAUUUACAUCGAUACUCCAUAUCCAAAGAUCAGCCCUGAUGUCGCUGCUCGCAGAUUUUUACUUUCUCUUCGUGUAAAUGAUUCGAUCCAAGAACUCUCAUUAGCUGGCGCCAGAAUCGGUGAUGAUUCUGCUGUCCAUCUUGCAGAUGCUCUCGCAGAAAAUAAGACACUUACGAAACUUCGUAUUCGAUCAAAUUCGAUUUCUUGCGUUGGCGCAGAGAAAAUUGCCAAAGCUCUGAAAGAAAAUAAGACUCUCGAAGUACUCGAUAUCUCCGGUAACAGACUUGGAGACAAAGGUGCUGAAGCUUUCGCUGAAAUGCUUGUUAAGAACUCACAUUUACAGAGACUCGAUUUACAACUUAAUGGCAUUCAUGGUGUUGGCCUUCUCGCUAUUUGCAAGGCUCUGCCAGCGAAUACUUCAAUUAGUGACCUUUGUCUUUGGGGUAACCACUUCGUAGAUAGAAGUGUUAUGGAGGAAUAUGCUAAAUUGCUCGAAGGACCUCGCGCUCAGACAUUACUUCUCGAUUUUACAGUUCAUUUCUCUAAUGAUGAUGAGAAGAAUCCUUACCUUGCACGCACAGCUAUCGAGGAUUCACCUGUUGUAUGGGAAUAA